Messenger RNA from Myiozetetes cayanensis, 429 nucleotides. RefSeq names its product protein S100-A4-like. Gene Ontology annotation, molecular function: transition metal ion binding; calcium ion binding. Gene Ontology annotation, cellular component: cytoplasm. NCBI's taxonomy places the organism in Eukaryota, Metazoa, Chordata, Aves, Passeriformes, Tyrannidae. The record is from RefSeq and is a predicted model, not a curated record.
GUGUCCCGGUGUCCCCAUGGCGUGUCCCCUGGAGCAGGCGCUGGCCGUGAUGGUCGCCACCUUCCACAAAUACUCGGGGAAGGAAGGCGACAAGUACAAGCUCAGCAAAGCCGAGCUCAAGGAGAUGCUCCUGAAGGAGCUGCCGAGCUUCAGCAAACAAACCAGCGAGGCCAGUUUACAGCAGCUGAUGAGCAACCUGGACUGCAACAGCGACAGCGAGGUGGAUUUCCAGGAGUACGUGACCUUCCUGGCCUGCCUGGCCAUGAUGUGCAACGACUUCUUCCAGGACCUGCCCGACAAGAUGCCACGCAGGAAGUGAGCGCGGGGGGUGGGAGGGGAGAAUCUUCCCCCCUCCCCACGCCUCCCGACCCCUUUUUUACCCCCCUUUGUCCUCCUGAUGUCAUUUCAAUAAAUAGAGAUUUCAGUCGA